AAUAUUAAAAAUUUUGUUAUCUUACUAACUUUAACUGUAUCCAGUAUGCAAAAAUAAUAUUGCUGGCUGAAUCUAAACAUCAGAUCAGUCUGCGUAAUUUAUUGGAUUAUUUAAAUAGAACUAUAAUUACUGUGAAAAAAUUAGAUAGAAUUUGUUAUUUUUAUGUAAAUUUAUCUGUCGUAUAUCGCUUUGGAACAGGAAGAUGACAACUCUAAAGGGUCGUCAAAAAGAUAUAUGAAAAAAUUUAUCCUUUUACAUUGUUUGAAACCAACAUCCUGACAAAAUGUCUCAAAGAGGUUGGCAACCAGGGACAGAAGUCAUUGCUCGCUAUAGUUUCAAGGGUAGCUCUGAAGAAGAUUUAGUUUUUCAAAAAGGGGACAUCAUGACAAUAGUUACUCCAACAAAAGAUCCUAAUUGGUAUAAAGCUAGACAUGGGGAUUGCCGUGAAGGACUCAUUCCUGCUAAUUACAUUCAGAAACGUUCUGAAGUAAAACUAAAUGCUAUGCCCUGGUUUCAUGGGAAAAUUACACGUGAAGAAGCAGAAAUACUUUUACAACCUAGAGAGGAUGGACUGUUUCUUGUUAGAGAAAGCACUAACUUCCCUGGAGACUAUACACUCUGUGUUUGUUAUAAAAGUAAAGUGGAACAUUACAGAGUUAUUUAUAAAGAAAACAAAUUAACCAUUGACGAAGAAGAAUAUUUUGAAAAUUUGUCAAGACUUGUAGAGCAUUAUCAGAAUGAUGCUGAUGGCUUAUGCACCAGGUUAGAACAAUCUGUUCCAAAGAAAGGGGGUCCAGAACUAUCUGUUGAUUCACAAGAGUUCGAAAAAGCUGGUUGGACUAUAAAACUAGAAGACUUAAAACUCGGUGAAGUUAUUGGAAAAGGAGAAUUUGGUGAUGUUGUGCUCGGCUGUUUGCGAGGACAAAAGGUAGCUGUAAAAGUUCUUAAAGAUAACAGCAAGGCAGCUCAAUCUUUUUUGGUAGAAGCUUCUGUCAUGACAUCCUUAAGUCAUAGGAAUCUUGUGCAGUUGUUAGGUGUAGUGUUUGAUUGGCCUUCUAUUUACAUUGUUACUGAGUUUAUGUCCAAGGGAUCUCUGGUAGAUUACCUACGCUCUAGGGGAAGACAACACGUCACCAAGCAAGAUCAAAUUCAUUUUGCAACGUGCUUCCUGUUGGAAAAAGAUGAUGAUACAGACAAAGAAGUAUCAGAAUGGGGAAAGAAACACGAUGAUUAUUCUAUCUUCUGUCAAGUUUGUUCAUCUACUGUGAAUAUCUCUAAUAAGGGAUUUCUAACAAUAUCUCAGCAUGUUGGCACAAAAAUGCAUCAAGAACAAAUGGACGUUAAAAAGAAUCCGCUUCAAUUUCGUUUGUUUAACAACAUAUCUACAAAUGAGGAAAUGCGAGCUGCAAGUAGCAGAACAAACACUCUCCGUACCAUUUAUCUUCAUAAUGAAAAGGAAUCUGCUACUGUUGCUGAACAUAUAUGGGCAAUGAAAACUGUUGCAUCAAAUUAUUCUGCAGCAUCAUUUUCUGGCAUUGUAGCAACUUUUAAAGCUAUGUUUCCUAACAAAGUCACGGAUGAAAUGAAACUUCCACUAGCCAAAUUGUUGAUGUUGUGGAGUGACUGUCCCAGUGUUAACAAGAAAGUUAAUAGGUUGAUGAAUGAAGAAGUAUGUGAUUUUGGAUUGGCUAGAGAGCGAUGUUUUAAUCUUGAAGGUGGAAAGUUUCCUAUUAAAUGGACUGCUCCUGAAGCAUUGCGUCACAGUAAUUUCUCCAAUAAAUCUGACAUGUGGAGUUUUGGUAUUUUGUUGUGGGAAAUUUAUUCCUUUGGUAGAGUGCCUUAUCCGAGAAUACCUUUGGCAGAUGUGGUAAAACAUGUUGAGAAAGGUUACAGAAUGGAGGCACCCGAAGGAUGUCCGUCUGAUAUAUAUGACAUCAUGAAACAAGCCUGGGAUCUUGAGCCUGAAAAUAGACCAAACUUUAUAGAUGUACUAAAACGAUUAGAACAUUUAAGGGCUCUUACAGACUGAAGCAAUAUUAUGUGUAGUUCUCUUGAUUGUGUUUUGUCUGAUAUGCAGAUAAUGCAUUUUUGUAGAGUUGCAGUGCCUUUAUGGUGGUAUGCGUAUGUUUGUAAACAGCGGUGAAAAAAUAAAACUGAACUUGUAAAUUAGUCCUAAGCCUGCCCACUUCUGUCGAACAGUGCUUCCAUUGAAAGACUGAGGACAGAAAUUCUUGAAGAUAUUCAUUUUGUAUUGUACAUUUCUUAAAACAAAAUAUAGAGUAUUUAACUUAUGAGCCAUUUGUCCUAUCUCAUGUGCUAUGUAAAAUCAUUUCAUUAAUGCCGAUCCAUAUCAUAUUUGGCCAGAUUUUGUAUAUUUUUACUGUUAAUGAAUUUGAUAUGCACUUCUGUGUGUUAUACAAGCUUGUAAUACAACAUAUGAUUAAAAUUUUGUAUUAUGUUUCUAACUGAGCUGAACCUCUUGAGACUAACUGGGUACUUAAAAGUUUUUUCUAAUAGUUUUAAUAUACAUUUUUACUUUAAGAUAAAGUAAAAAAAAUUUAUAUUUUCCACUGGACUAAAGCCCACUUUAAAAUUUCCUAAAGAAGGGAUGUUUUUCAUUGCAAUAAGUAAAAAAUGGUAAUUAUUAUUGUUCUUAUUUUCAUGGUUCAACAAUUGGUCAAAGAUAUGUAUCAUUAAGUUUGAUUUUUUAGAUAAUCAUAUAGAAUGUUUACACUUUUUUGCCAACUAUAAUUAUAUUUUUAAAAAAAAUCUUUUUUGAUGUUGUUCUUGUAGCCUUGAGAAUUAAAACCCUUUAAGCUUAGAACAUUAUUAUUUUAUCAGGAAGUAGACUUAACAAAAACUAAUUAUGUAACUUUUUAUCAUUGUUUAACCCUUUACUACACAUAUAUUUAGAAACACCCUAACCCAUAACAUUAUAUUAAAUUAAAAAUGCAAAAAUUAAGUCUUUAAGAAUGUUAUCAUGAAUAACUUUUGUAUUAUAAAUAUUCUAAAGAAAUAUAUCUAAAUUUUGUUGGAAUAAUAAUUUAUUUUAUAUCUCAUAAUGGAAGGAUGCUCAUUUCUCCACGGCCAAACGCAAGUUUAAUUCAUUCAUUUUCUGUGUAAUUUUUUAUAAAAUAAAAUAUGUUUUUAAGCUCUAGUCUUUAGGUCUAUAGAGUGUUCUGUAAUCAUCGCCCUUAAUGUAAAUUUUUAGAAUCCUCAUUUAAAAAAAAUUUAAUGAAACGAUGCACUUUAAAAUCAGAAAUUAAUAUUUAUGCCAGAAAGAAAUGAAUUUUGUAAUAUGUCGAAUAACUAGUGAAGGAGAUGAGGGGAAAAUAUUAAAAUUAGUUUAAUUGACUAAUAGAAAUUAGAGGUGUUUGUAAUUAUUGUAACUCUUUGUUUCCAUCUGGCAAUGAAACAAGUUCUGAUAAUUUUCAGUUAUGCCUUCCUCAUUAGUAAUUUAUUAGAUUUCUAUUGUAUUUUCAUUCUAACUUUAUUUAAUUAUUUAUUCGGUUUCUCUCAAAAAGAAAAUCAGUUAAUAAUUUUUUAACUUCACUUUUUAAUGCAAUAUCCUGUCUAAUCUUGUUAAACGUAAAGAAAGAACCAUGCUUUUGUUUCAAAUAUUGGAUAAAAUUUUCUGGACACGUGUAGUAAGGAGUUAAUAUUUUACAAAUGGAUAUUGAAAAUAUGUAUCAAUUUCUAGAAACUGUUUUAAAUUUUCUUUUGCAUACUAAUUUAAUUAUGAUUUUCUCAGCUUUCACACAAUUGUGAUUUUCCUCAUUUGUUUCAAUCACGAAUCUCUUUAUUUCAAAGUCCUUUACAAUGUGCAACUAUAACUUAUAUUGUACUUAAACUAUUGUUUCAUGCUGUGUGCCUUAUAAAUUCUAUAGUGAUUUUAAUUUUUACGAUUGUGAAUAUUUUUUACGCAAUGAGAAAUAUUUAUAUAGCAAAUUUUGAAUCAUUAAUAUUUUUUGUGGUUCUGAAAUUUGAUUAGUUUUUAAAAAAAGAAAUAAUUUUAAACUGUCUGGAAGGGCAGAAUAUAAUUUUUAGAUUCAUAUUAACUUUGGAAUAUGUAAUAACUUGAAAGCUCAAUUAUUUCUCAUUUUAUUUCCUAUUUAGCAUUACACUAAUUAAACAUGCUAUAGUGUUUGUUAAAAAGGUAGCAUAGUGAAAUUUUAGUAGUAUUCUCAUGUAAUGGUAUUAAUAUUAACUAGUGUUUUAUAGUUAUGUAUUCAUCUUUGAGUUAAGUUGUAACAGAAAAAUUUGAGUUAAUGAAAAAAAAAAUUAAGUAUAUUAAUCCAAUCUUCCACUUAUUUAAAAAAUCAUGAUGAAGAUUAGGUUUUCAUAGUAGAUGUUGAAAAGAUCACAUAUUUAUUUAUUUUCUUUUUUAUUAACAUAAUUUCAAGUUAACAAUAAAUUGAAUCCUAUCAGACCAGAUUUUUCAUGUUGUAAAAUAAUAAAAAGAAAUAUUAAUGAAAGACUUAUUUAUCGUAAUAAAUCUUCCGUCCGUUAUGAAAAAAUUUCUUAAAUGGUAAAAAAAUUAAAAAUAAUAUCCAUUACUGAAGUGAUAACUAUUAAAUUUAUUUUUCAAUAUUUUCAUCUAGACCUAUGCUCUGCAAAAAGAUAGGGCGUGUUUAAAGUUGAAAACGCAAUUUUAUGAAGAAAAUUUGAACAUUCCCAGUUAAAAUUAAAAAUAAUGGAGUAUCAAUUUUUAACUCCGUUCUGGCGAGACAUUGAUUAUAAAAAGAUAGAAUUUAAAUGUCAAAUUUCCAUAUAUAUCAAACUCAAACGCAACACCAGAUGGGGUUAUCCUAUCAUUAGCCUUAUAAAAUCCUGCUGUUCCGGAUCUGUUAUCUUAUUAAAUCUAUAUUUACGGAAACCAAGUGAAAAUUUCUGUAAUGGUACGAAAAUUUAAAAAAAAAUAGCAAAUCUGCAAUUUUUUCCUUUUAUUUAUUUAUUUUUUUUUUCUAUUUGAAAGUAGAAUGUUAAGUCCUGAAUACUAUGUACAAUAAAAUUGAACAGCAAAAUUUAAUGCUCAAUGUCGAAUUUAUAAUUUUAAAGAUGCUAAGAGACUGAAAAAGUUAGAGUAACUUCAUUCUAUUUUCAAAAGACUUGGGGAAAGGUUUUUUGAGUGAAACUAGCAUUAUACAAGAUAGGAUCUUAUUGAAUAUUUUAAUGCUGUUUAGUUAGACAUGAUUUUAAAAAAUAAACAUUUUAUCAAGAAAUUAAGAGUUUUGAUUAAAAUAGUUAAAUGUAACUAUUAUAGUGAGGCAGCUAUGAGAUAGGCUAAUACUUUACUUUGUUCUGCCAUUUUCUUUUUAAUUGGUUAUUUAUUUUGAAGCUCUAUUACAAGAAAACUGGUGGGAAACUUAAUGAAAUAAAAGGGUCCUUAAAAGUUUAAAAGAAAAAUGUAGUUUUAUAUGAGUUUACAAAAUAAAGAACAGAACACUGUAAUAGUUUUUGAUGUAAUGAUUGCAUUUAUACAUACUAACUGGAUUCAAAGGGCUAAUUUUAAAUAUGCUGUCUGAGAUAUCAGAUAAAAAUGUACUUUCAAUGAAUAAAUACUAUAUAAGUAGACCCCAUUUUUGAUUAAUAGAUUGCAAAUUUCUGGUUAUGUUGUGUAAGUCGACCAAAAUAUAAACAUUUUUAAAAUUAAAAGAAGAUUAUUAAAGACUGCAAAAUUUGUUUCAAGAGAAAAAUAUUUUACAUUUUUCUCUGGAUAUGAUAUAUACCCUCAAAUAAAGACACAUUACAUUAUUGAAUCCAACACAAAUAAUAUUUUUGAAUUUGUAGCAUUAUGGUAUAUUUAAAAACUUUUCAUUAUGUUAUAUGCUUUGAAAUAAUCUUGAAUAAAUUAUAUUAAAUUUUCUUAUCCUUAAUUUUUUUUUUCUGAAUGUAAUUUAAAGUGUUUUUAAAAAAACCUUUAUAUGUAAGGAAUAUGUAAUGAAAGAAGAAAAUUAAUUGUAUAUUAAAAAUAGAUUUUGAAAGGAGUAAAUUGGUACAGUGUAAUUAAUAUCUAACUCAUUGUUUAUAAGGCAUCAAUAUUUCACGAUCAACAAACAUCGAGCUUUGAUACCCUAUGAAUAAAUGGACCCUCUGAUUUUUAUAAAAUUUUGGGGGUUUGAAAAAAUGUAUAGUAAACUUUUUUUUUAUGAAUUAGGAUUCUCGAUUCUCAAAAUAUGAAGGUUGUCACAGUUUGGAAAAUAUGGCCCAUCAUAAGUUCUUAACAUUUUUAUUUUGCGCACUAUGCAUUACAAUAUGUGCCUGGUCUGAAGGGAUUGCGAUUACUGUAUUUCAGUUUGUUGUUUUACUUUUAUAAAAUUCAGCAAAGCGUAACAAUUUGAAAAUUUUUAAAUCUCAUUCCUCUUAGGGGUACUUUUCCCGCUAUAUUGUGCCACUAAAGUUCUUUUUUUGUGUCAGUAUACUAUUUAAUUCAGAAUAUAUAUGUAUUUUUUUGUUUUGUUAAUAUAUAAGGCUUAAUGUAUUUAGCCUUGGGCAGUAGCGUUUUGUGGUUAAACAAAAAGUUUUAUGGCAAAACAGUAGAGUUCUUAAAAUAAAAAAUUUUAAAAAUCACUUUGUCUAAUUCCAGUUACAAGUAGUAACUUUUGAGUAGUUAAAAGUGUAAAAUUACAUCAAAUUUACUUGUGAAGUGAAGUUACUAACUUCCUAAAUUUUAAAGUUUGAAUAUUUUACAUACUUUUUAAUAUACUCGUUUUUACAAACAAACUUUUAUUGUUUUCAAAGUAUCUUAAAAUUUUAACAGUGUGUAGAAUAAAUUUUAGCGAGCCAAAUCAAUGUACAGGCCAUUUUUAUAUAGGAUAAUUAUAGUGUGAGAGAAAUUAAUUCAUUUAUUAUGUAAGUUAGUAAUUAAAUUUUGAAUUUUCAUGAAACGUUUUGUGUCCUAGUUCCAUUGUAUCCAAUCAGUUAUGAAAACUUAUGUUGUUAUGUCAAUUGCAAAUUAUUUAAAAAAUGUAAAUUUUGAUAUAACAAAGUAAUAAAAAUUAUUUCAAUAAA
Parasteatoda tepidariorum (common house spider) is the source of this 7011-nucleotide messenger RNA. Lineage: Eukaryota; Metazoa; Arthropoda; Arachnida; Araneae; Theridiidae. The record is from RefSeq and is a predicted model, not a curated record.